Messenger RNA from Acanthamoeba castellanii str. Neff, 4860 nucleotides. Its product is annotated as serine/threonine protein kinase, putative. The record is from RefSeq and is a predicted model, not a curated record. Gene Ontology annotation, biological process: protein phosphorylation; intracellular signal transduction; cyclic nucleotide biosynthetic process. The coding region runs from base 1 to 4860 and encodes 1619 amino acids. Gene Ontology annotation, molecular function: protein kinase activity; ATP binding. Lineage: Eukaryota; Discosea; Longamoebia; Acanthamoebidae. The transcript has 26 exons.
AUGAAGCGGAGCGACAACCACACAGGCUACCAAUUCAAGGCGGACAAUGUCAUUCUCUCCUACUCCUCCACUUCCAGCGUCACCACAGCCGCCGAACAAUUGGCCUCGGGUGCGGCCGCCUUUGUGAGUGUGGACGGCCUUAUCGGGGAGGCCGAUCGGGCGUCUUUCCCUUCCGAAACCACGGAGGUGCCCGUGGCUGGCGGGGCUAUCGUCGCGACAUACAACCUCCCUGGCAACUCAUCACUGCUAAUGACCGUAUCUGGUGAUCAGGUGUUGGAUGGAGUUACGCUGGCGCGAGUGUGGCACGGGGAGAUCCGACAGUGGAAUGACUCGGCCAUCGCCGCACUCAAUCCUAAUGCCACCCUGCCUAGCAACGACAUAACCAUGAGCUUCGCUGCCAGCGGCAGCGAUGGGAUCACGCGCCUGUUCCGGCGGGCGCUCGCGGCCUUCAAUUCGACCUUCACCAGUGCCGAUCCCGCCUUUGCCGACCUGCUACCCGCACAGGAGGGCAGGACCUACAGCGCCGCCAGUGCCACUGAUCGCCUCGACUACGUCAAGAAUACGGCGUAUAGCAUGACCUAUGUGGAGUACUCGAGCACAGUGCGCGGCACCCUGCCGUACUUCUCCAUUAAGAAUAGGGCCAACAAGGCCGUCACGCCCUCAACCGCGUCCGUUCAAGCCGCCAUGACUGACUACGCAGCCGCCCUCAAUUCUGGCGACCUGACGGGCGACAUCUUCAAUGGCCCUGGUACCAACUCCUGGCCGAUGGCCUACGUCGUGGUAGCGUCGGUGCGCAGCAGCUUUACCCCGUCCGAUGGCGAUUGCACGGUCAUCCAAUCGCUGGUUGAGCUGCUCAGCUGGACUCAGGUCAACGACCGCGCGGCGUCGGCCAUCACCACGGCCAAGUUCUUCCCGCUCACCACCCCCUACUUCAAGCGCGUGAUUGACCAGCUGGGCAGCGUCGUCUGCGGUGGCAGUCGCGCGCUGGGCGACACCGCCUUCCUCAUCGGCCAAGGCUCCUCGCUGCAGUCUGUCAACGACUGGGUGCAGACGUACAGCUCCGACGAGUUCGUGCUCAAGUACUUCACGUCCAACACUGUCACUGCGUUGAACAGUCUGGCCAAAGGCGAUCUGGAUUUUGCCCUUGGCGUCAAGGCCGGGUUCGGUGUGGCGGGACUGGAGCAAGUGCAAGUCUUUGAGGGGGUCACAUUUGGCGUGUUUCCCGUUUACAACAUUCCAGAGUUGGUCGCAUAUCCUGCUCUGGUGCUCAACACGAGCAUCCUGGUUGACGUGUACCUCAACAGGAUCGUAGCGCUGAAUCCGGCGCACCCGUUGCCGCACAUGCCAAUCCGCACCAUCAUGCAGACUUCUCUGUCCUACAUUACCUCGGUCUUCACCUCGGCUCUGUCCGCAUUUGAUGCUGAGUUCAACUCCACAGUGGGCACGGCGUACAACGUGUCGUUCCCGAUCCAGACGGCCAACAGCAACACCCUCUCAGUGGCCCUCAGCGCAGCGCCGCUGCUAGCCCUCUGCGGUACGACGCCAUAUUCGCUCACGUGGACGCAGAGCGGAAACGUCAACCGCAACGCGACGCGCUUCUCGAUGGUCAAUAUGCUCGGUAAUGUCGUGAGCGUUAAUGCGACCACCGUGCUGUCCGCUGUGGCGAGCCAGACCAACUCUACCAACGGCCUCUACAUACUCUCGACGGGCGCGGACAGCUGGCCGAUGGUGGCGAGCUUGCCGUUCCUGCUGCCCCUGUCGUCGACGGUGGACUGCCAAAAGGCGACCGCGCUGGUUGACUGGAUCUACUGGGUCUCGACCUCGUCCCAGGCCUUCCGCUUGGCCGCCAGGACCGACGCCGUGUCGUCGGGCCAGGUGCCCGAGCUCCAGAAGAGACUCCUGCGCAGCCUUUCCAACGUGACGUGUGACGGUCGGCAUGUGCUGUCGGCGUGGUCGUGCAUCUCCGACGGCGAACUGUGCUCUGGUGCCGGCACUUGCGUCGAGGGCAAGUGCAACUGCGACGAGGGGCUCGUCGGCACCUACUGCCAGAUGAACGCCACCGUAUCUUCGAGCAGCGACGACGCCCUCACGAUCACCCUGGCUGUCGCCUUGCCGGUGGCCUUUGUGGGCGUGGCCUGUAUGACCGGCAUGCUGGUGCUGGUGUUCCUCCUCGCACGGCGGGGCAGGAGCAGGCGCGAGGAAUGGGACAUUGACUGGAACGACCUCGAGGUAGGGGAGGAGCUGGGCAUGGGCGGCCACGGCGAGGUGUUCAAGGCCAAGUGGCGCGGCACCGAGGUCGCCGUCAAGAUGCUGGCGGCCAACGUGACCGUCACCAAGGACAUGCAACGCUGCUUUGCCGGCGAGGUGGAGGUCAUGGCCAAGUUGAGGCACCCGAACGUGGUGCUGUUCAUGGCGGCGUCGACCAAGCCGCCCAAGAUGUGCAUCGUGAUGGAGUUCAUGGCCCUCGGCUCCCUCUACGACUUGCUGCACAACGAGCUGAUACCGGAGCUGCCGUUCAAGCUCAAGAUCAAGAUGGCCUUCCAGGCGGCCAAGGGCAUGCACUUCCUGCACUCGUCGGGCAUCGUGCACCGCGACCUCAAGUCCCUCAACCUGCUCCUCGACGCCAAGUGGAACGUCAAGGUGAGCGACUUUGGGCUGACCAAGUUCAAGUCCGACAUGGCUCUGGGCGGAGGCGCCGGUGCGGACAACAAAGGGCUCGGAACGAUCCACUGGACGGCGCCGGAGGUGCUCAAUGAAACGCACGACAUCGAUCAUGUGCUGGCCGACGUGUACAGCUUCGGCAUCAUCCUCUGGGAGCUCCUCACCCGCCAGCAACCCUACCUCGGCUUGAGCCCGGCGGCGGUGGCGGUGGCGGUGAUUCGAGAUGGCCUGCGGCCCAAGAUCACGGCUGCGGACGUGAGCGAGGAGACGCACGAGUUCGUGGAGCUGAUGAAGACGUGCUGGCACGAGGACCCCACCAUCCGCCCCACGUUCCUCGAGAUCAUGACCCGCCUCAGCUCGUCCGUGGACAAGUCCCGCUCCUCCUUCACCUCGCGCACCAGCUCCAGUUCAUCGAAUUCGGACUCCAAGGUGCGCUCGACGAGCUCGAUUCCCACCGUCAGCUCGUCGUCGUCGGCCUCGUCGCGGGCCUCCUCUGGACGCGGCGUCGCCGCGUUCCGUCCGCCUGAAGGCGAGGUGGCGAUCGUGUUCACCGACAUCACGCGGGCGGCCUCGCUCUGGGAGCACAACCCGGCAGCCAUGCGCGAUGCCACGAUGGCCCACAACGACCUCAUGCGCUCGCUGAUCGCGCGGCACGGCGGCUAUGAGGCCGGCACGGGCCGCGAGCGCAACACGGGCGAGGGCUCCUUCUGCGUGGUAUUCACCCGCGCGCACGACGCCCUCCGCUGGUGCGCCGACGUCCAGCGCGCCCUGCUCACCGUGGCCUGGCCCGACGGCCUGCUCACCCACCCGGGCGCCGCCGAAGAGCUCUGGGAAGGCGGCUACGACGAGCGGGUGGUGUUUCGUGGGCUGCGGGUGCGCAUGGGCGUCCAUGCUGGGCACCCGCGCGUGCUGCGCGACGCCAUGACGCGGCGAGUGGAGUACGUGGGGUCGACAGUCAAUGCGGCGGCGCGAAUGACGGCCCUGGCGCACGGCGGCCAGGUGGUCGUAUCGCAACAGGCGCGCGACAAGCUCGCCACCGAGGCACCCGCCACGCCCGGCCAGUCGGACCAGGCCCGCGCAGAGACUGAAAACCACAACAAGCGGCUCAAGCGAUUGGGCCGCUUCGAGCUGCCCGACUCCCCAGCCGGGACAAUGCUGUACGAGCUUAAGGUGGCGGGGCUUGAGAGGCGGUUCUUCGGCGGCGUGUCGGUAGAGAAGGACGACGACGGCACAUCGGAUGGCUCACCAGAGGCGAGCCAUUCGUCGGGCUCGGGCAAGUCACACGAUGGCGGGGAGAGCCGCGAGGUGCAGGAGGUGGUGGGCGAGGGCAUGGCGUUCAAGGAGGACCAGUUCCUGACGUCGGCCAAUCUGUGCCGGUGGGUCAUCGACUUCAAGGUGGUCCAGCUCGGCGACCAGGUGGGCAUGGGCAGCUACGGUGUGGUGCACCGGGGCAAGUGGAAGGGCGUGGAGGUGGCGGUGAAGAAGUUCAUCAAGCAAAAGCUGGACGAGCGGCGCAUGCUCGAGUUCCGCGCCGAGAUGGCCUUCCUCUCCGAGCUGCACCACCCCAACAUCGUUCUCUUCAUCGGGGCGUGCAUGAAGCCGCCCAAUCUGUGCAUUGUGACCGAGUUCGUGAAGCGGGGCAGCCUCGGAGAGAUCAUCAGCGACCACACGGUGAAGCUGAGCUGGGUGCAGAAGAUGGGCAUGCUCAAGAGCGCCGCGCUGGGCAUCAACUACCUCCACUCCCUCUCGCCCGUGAUCGUGCACCGAGACCUGAAGCCGUCGAACCUGCUGGUGGACGAGAACUGGAACGUGAAGGUGGCCGACUUCGGGUUCGCGCGCAUCAAGGAGGAGAACGUCACCAUGACCCGCUGCGGCACUCCCUGCUGGACCGCACCGGAGGUGAUUCGAGGGGAGAAGUACAGCGAGAAGGCCGACGUGUACAGCUUCGGCGUGGUCAUGUGGGAGGUGGCGACACGCAAGCAGCCCUUCGCCGGGCGCAACUUCAUGGGCGUGUCGCUCGACGUGCUCGAGGGCAAGCGGCCCAAGGUACCGUCGGACCUGCCGCCUGCCUUCAAGAAGCUCCUCAAGCGGUCGUGGCAUGCCGAAGCAAACAAGAGGCCCACGAUGGAGGAGAUCAUAGAGGCGCUUGAUGCCCAAGCUGCCGGUGCUUUGGCUGGCUCGCCGGACAACGCCGUCUAA